Coccinella septempunctata (seven-spotted ladybird) is the source of this 1805-nucleotide messenger RNA. RefSeq names its product potassium/sodium hyperpolarization-activated cyclic nucleotide-gated channel 2-like. The record is from RefSeq and is a predicted model, not a curated record. The coding region runs from base 49 to 1746 and encodes 565 amino acids. Lineage: Eukaryota; Metazoa; Arthropoda; Insecta; Coleoptera; Coccinellidae. The transcript has 8 exons. Gene Ontology annotation, biological process: monoatomic ion transport; transmembrane transport. Gene Ontology annotation, cellular component: membrane. Gene Ontology annotation, molecular function: monoatomic ion channel activity.
CUGACACAUAACAAUUCAUGAUGCAAUGAAUGAAACUGCUUCGAAAGUAUGAAACACAAUAUAGGCCACAGUUGUACUGUGGAGAAGCAAACUUCUGGCAGCUUCCUACCGCCUCUUCCGAAGGAAGCUAAUUGCUUUCAGCGCUGCAUACGGGCAUAUAAAAAAUUCAUCCAGGUUUCAAUAAAAGAUCCUUUGACCCAGGAAUAUUUCAGGAGCACUACAGGAUUUCUGAACGAAAGAAAGAGGCAUGCCCAGUCUAAAUAUAGUUAUAUUAUUCAUCCUUUCAGUGAUUUCGCAUUCUGCCGUUCAACUAUUCUGUUCAUUGCCCUAGGCUUUGCAUACAUUUGUGCUCCCCUUGUAGCAUCAUUCAUUCCAAAUGGAGUGUGCUAUGUCAAAUGGAUUUAUACAUUGGAAUUAAUGUCAACUGUCGUCUUCCUGUUUGACAUAUUUGUUAAAUUCUUUAUCGGAAUAGAAAAUAAAGAAACCAGACAGAUCAUCUUGGACCACAAGAGAGUAGCAAGGAGAUACGUAGCAAGCAUUGAAUUCCUUUUAGACGUACUAACUGCAUUUUCAUUUUGUACGGUCCAUCGCAUGGUUAAUCUCCAAAAACACUACUACUUAGCAUUGUUCAGAUUGCUAAAGAUAUUCAAACUUUUUAGUUUCCUUAAGUAUUGGACGCUCGUUGCACAAAGGUGGAAUUUUUCUGCUGUGGCAACAGAGCUUGUGAAAUACUUUGCCAUGACAAUGAUUUUGAUACACUGGACCACAUGCCUUUUUUAUUAUGUAACCAUCAGUUAUAUCCUCAUAGGAGAAGAGAUAGAAGAAGAGGAUUAUGACACCCAUUUUGUUCUUGAAGGCAAUAUAACAGCUCUCUACUUCGCGUGUCUCUACGAAACAAUGGGAAUAUUAUACUGUGCAAGAAGUAGUUGGAGCGAGAAUUCUUCUUUGCCAGUAAUAGCAAUGAUCACCUCCAGCUUUGUACUUGGAAGAGUUUAUAUGUUGGUUGUGAAGGUGUCCACACUGAACCAAGUCUUCAACCAAUGGUCGCUCGAAACUAAAUACUUGGGAAUAACAGAUCAAUUGAAAGAAUUCAUGCGAUACAAGAAGCUGCCGCUGAACCUCAGGCAAAGGAUGCAACAUUAUUUCGAAUAUAAAUUUCAAUAUAGAUAUUUCCGCGAGAAUCUCAUCACAUCUAUUUUAUCAGAUAAGCUGAAACGCGAGAUUAAUAUACAGGUCUGCAAGAGACUCGUACAGCAAGCUGCUUUCCUAGCUGACCUUCCAACGAAAGUGCUGGGCGAUGUUUUGACCCAUCUAAAAUCCGAAGUAUUCUUACCUAACGAUGUGAUAAUCAGAGCUGGGGCACCAGGAGAUUGCAUGUAUUUUCUGUCUAGUGGCACUGUUUUGGUGACUACACCAUCUGGCAAAGAGGUGUGCCAUCUCCAAGACGGAGCUUAUUUCGGUGAAAUUGCGCUGCUAUCCAAGGAAACGAAACGAACAGCCAACGUUAUAGCGUUGGAAAUAUGCGAGACGUACAGGUUGGACAAGAAGGUGUUCAAAAUGAGUAUUAAGAAAUAUCCGGAUUGUGUGAAAGUGAUACAGGCCUUGGCGGAGAUCAGACAUCAGGAGACGAAUGCCCUGGAAGAAAUGCACAAAGAGGAAUUGUUCCAUAAAACUUACAUUGGGGAAAAUGAAACUCUAGAAGGUUCCCUGAAGAUUCCUAGGCGAUAUCGAUCUGAAUCGUCAUGAGCGAAAAAUCGGACAUGGAUCAUUUGGUAGUGGAUAAAACCAAAUAUUCAUUCUUGUUA